CAACAUUUCAUGAUUUUGAAUUAAACUGAAUUAAACGAUUUUUUUAAAACAACUACCAACAUGUCUAAACGUAUAACUGCAGACGAAGUUGCUCAACACAAUACUGAAGGUUCUAUUUGGAUCAUUGUUCAUGACAAAGUAUUUGAUGUAACAAACUUUUUAAAUGAACACCCCGGUGGAAAAAAAGUUUUAUUAAAGGUUGCUGGUACAGAUGCAACUAAACAAUUUGAUAAUUUUCAUAAUUUGAGUGUUUUAGAAAAACAUACUCAAUUACAAAUUGGUGAAGUUGGUUCUGCUCAAGAGGAAGUUUCAAAUGAAGCUUCCUCAGGUGAAGGUCCAUUUGGUGACCUCGUACCUUUUGGCGAUCCUUAUUGGUAUCAAGACUUCUACUCUCCAUAUUAUAAUGAUUCUCAUCGUCGUGUAAGAGCUGCUGUACGUAAAUUUGUUGAGACAGAAAUUAUGCCUUAUGCUUAUGAAUGGGACGAAGCUAAAAGGAUUCCACAAGAACUUUUUAUAAAAGCUGGUAAAGCCGGUAUCUUACCGGGUGUUUGUGGUGCUCCAUGGCCUGUAAAACAUACUGAUAUUAAACCUAUUGCCGGAGUAAGUGUUGAAGAAUAUGAUAAUUUUCACGAAUUUGUCAUAUGUGAUGAAUUAGGUCGUUGCGGAUCUGGUGGGGUCUUAUGGGGUUUAUGUGGUGGUUUGACCAUUGGGCUUCCACCAAUUCUCAAAUUUGGUUCAGAGGAAUUACAGAGAAGAAUUGCUCCAGGAUGUCUUAAUGGAACAAAAAAUAUUUGUCUUGCUAUCACAGAACCAUAUGCUGGAUCUGAUGUUGCAAAUCUUAAAACAGAAGCCAAACUUUCUGAUGAUGGACAAUAUUAUAUUGUUAAUGGUGAAAAGAAAUGGAUUACUAAUGGUAUUUUUUCCGACUAUUUUACUGUCGCCGUUCGUACUGGAGGUCCUGGUAUGGGUGGUGUUUCCCUUUUACUGAUUGAGAAAGAUAUGCCUGGUGUAAAGACCCGUCAAAUGUUAUGUUCUGGUGUAUGGGCUUCAGGUACUACUUACAUCACUUUUGAAGAUGUAAAAGUGCCAAGAUCCAAUCUUAUCGGUAAAGAGAAUGGAGGUUUCAAGUGUAUUAUGCAUAAUUUCAAUCAUGAACGUAUGAGUCUCGCAAUUCAAGCGAACCGUUUCGCUCGUGUUUGUUAUGAAGAAGCCAUGAAAUAUGCUCAUAAACGUAAGACAUUUGGUAAAAAACUUGUUGAACACGAUGUUAUUCGUAAUAAACUUGCCCAUAUGGCGCGUAAAAUUGAGGCAACCCAUGCAUGGAUGGAGUCAUUAAUUUAUCAAACAACUAAAUUGCCUGCAAACGAAGCUAUGACAUUACUUGGUGGACCAAUUGCUUUACUAAAAGCACAAUCAACGCAAACUUUUGAAUAUUGUGCUCGUGAAGCUACACAAAUAUUUGGUGGUUUGGCUUAUUCACGUGGAGGUCAAGCUGAAAAGGUUGAACGUUUAUAUCGUGAAGUACGCGCUUACGCUAUUCCUGGUGGUUCAGAAGAAAUUAUGCUUGAUCUUGGUAUUAGACAAUCUCUUAGAGCUGCACAACCUCGUGGUGCCAAGCUUUAAAUUGUUAUAUUCAUUAAAUUAAACCAAGAUUUUUGAAGAAUCAUGAUGUUCCAAUUUAAAUUGUCAGAUUAAAUCAUAAUAAUCAUUGUGUAGAUUUUUUUGGGGGAAUUAAAUUAAUUAAAUUAUUGUUAUAUGUACUCAAAAUAGAGAAUCGUUUUUAUUUGUUUAUUUAUUUUACAUUUUUUUUUCAACGAUGAUAUCACGCUUUGAUUUUCUUAACGACUAUUCGUCAUAUUUACGUUACAAUUUAAGGUUACAAUUAACAAUAAUUAUUUGCGUUCAUCAAUACUUUUUAGAUAUCUGUUAUGGGUAAAAUAAAACGUUCGUCAGUUAUACGAGAUAUGCAAUGUCGGAAAACAAAUCAACAGUUCAAAACAUUAACCUUAGUAAAGCUCACCGAG
Molecule: messenger RNA, 2024 nt
Organism: Rhizophagus irregularis DAOM 181602=DAOM 197198
Lineage: Eukaryota; Fungi; Glomeromycota; Glomeromycetes; Glomerales; Glomeraceae
Biological process (GO): fatty acid beta-oxidation using acyl-CoA dehydrogenase
Cellular component (GO): cytoplasm
Molecular function (GO): flavin adenine dinucleotide binding; heme binding; acyl-CoA dehydrogenase activity
Source: RefSeq, a predicted model, not a curated record